CCCAAGAAGCUCGAAGUUUCGCCUUUCCGCUCCCUCGUUUUCUUAGGCAUCCUAACAAAGGCCACCGUUUUUGAGCUUUUAUGAAUGCGCGCUUCCUUCAAGCCAGUCGCUUCCUCUACGUUAGGCAAACAUGAUUCUAGAGACUCGUAAUAGGCAAUAUCAAUUAUGGACAAGUUCCUUUUGUACGCUGCACUCAUUUGGACAGCGGCCCAGUCGGUCCAGGCGUCUGCUGAGGCUCUGGCCUCAACUACGGAACAGCUGCUUAAAGCUUUAACUGAGACGUCUGCUGAGACUAUCUAUCUGAAUGACACGCUUACCUUGAACCGUUCGUCGUGGCCGAGCGGCAGAACGGUAAACCUUACGCGCUCGGUGACCAUAACAGCCACCCCCGAGCGGGUUAAUUCUCAAGCCUACGUGGUACUGGACUUUUCUAACUUGGCGAUGAUAAUUGCCCUUGCGCCGGGUUGCACGCUCCGAUUCGUUGGACUAGAGCUUGCAAACCACUUCGACACGGUAGGCCCCACCCUCCGCCCUAUCUACCAAUCCGUCGGCGCCACCAUUAAAAUUGAGCGCUGUAUUCAGCGCCGGCUUGCGGGGUUGCCGUACUCCGCUGCAGUCGUCAACAUGGUUGCAGCAUCGCGCCCCGCGGGAGUGCCCGGACCGCAGAACUGCAGCAUCAUUCACAACUUCACAUACACCAACACACGGAAUCCGAAUGUGACCAUCUCGGCCCCUGACGCAGUGGCCAUGACAGACUAUGAUACUGUCCUGGCCCCAGACAGCUCCCUCGCCUUCCAGGGGCUCUACUACGGCGGCUACACCUACUGGGUCCUCGACUCUCACUACCUGGUCGACCACUUCGUCUCCUCCUCCUGUCUGCAGCGCCGCUCCGGCAGCGAGUGUGUCACGUUGCUGCUGCAGGAACUCAACGCAGCGGGGGGCCCACCCGAGGAGCUCCUGCCGGACGCGCCGGGGGGGGCGCCUAAUUUGGCAAUGGGGGCUCACAUGGGAACGAGUGGCGGGAUACCGGAGGAGCAAUCGUCGUCGGCAUCGUCGCGCGUUAAGACGAUCGUCCCAGCUGCCGUUGUACCCACACUGGGCGUCGUACUCAUUCUGGUUGCGGCGGCGGCGUUGUUUGUCGUACGACGACGACGGCGACGUGAUGCUGGCGGCGGCGGCGCCGCCGGCACUGACGUCAGCACCCGAAAGGAGGGCGCCUCCGCUGCAGCCGCCGGCGACGCCGCCACCAGCUGUUCUGCGCACGGCAACGGCGGUGGCGGCAGCAAGCGUGGCGAAGGCGAAGGGGGCGUCGAUAUGGAGGCGUGUGUGGUGGGUCAGUGUGCUGCAGGUACUGCUACUGAUGCCCCAGGAAAGGAGGCGGGGGAACCUUCAGUUUCUAGAGCGGCGGAGGCGGCGGCUAGAACCGCAAGUGGCGGCAGCCGGCACAGCGACGAUGAUGGUGAGGGCAGCGGCGGCGGUGGCUGCAUCUUCCUUGGCUUGGACGCGGGCCAGAAGCUGCCCAAAUGGUCUGCGGAGGCCGCUGCGGAGGGCGCUCCCACGGUCGACGACGGCGGAGACCUGGCGGGAGGUCCCGCCGCUGCCGCCGCCGCCGCCGCCGGUCCCCCCGGCAGCCACACCGCUGACGUCAUCACCUCCCGGGACACCUCCCACGUCGGCGGCUGGCGGGAUGCCGGUCCCAGCACCGCUCCCACCUCCGGCGGAAUCGCGGGUGCCCCUCACGGCGAAUGCGGUGGCCGCAGGGCCUCUCGGGGCAGCAUUCCGGCGGCGGCGGUAGCAACCGAUGACACCGCCGCCGCCGCCGAUACUACGACAACAGCAGCAGCCGUUGCACGUCACGGCAGCACCGGGCCUAGCAUUAGCUUUACCGCCAGUCGGGAUGUGAUGGCGGAGCUGGAGGGGCUCUCACGGGGCCUGCGUACGAGCAUCCGUGACGUACAGUUACGGUUGGAGGGGGUAUUGGGUUGCGGAUCGUACGGCACGGUUUACAAGGGUACGUGGCAGGGGCUGUCGGUGGCGGUGAAGACACUCGUGUUCUCGGCCUCGCAUGAGAGUCGCCGCCGGGCGUUGCAAGAAGCAGCGCUGUGCGGCUCCAUUAGUCAUCCCAACAUUGUGGCUACGUACUCUUCGGAGGUUGAAGCAUUGCCUGGAGCGUACGGCAAUUCCGGAUCCGGAACCGUGGGUCACGGGGGCGGUGGCAAAAGAGGAGGAGCAGGGUCGCGUGGUGAAAGCGGCGAAAUGGGGGGAGCUGGAGGAGGCGGUGCCAGUGGGAGUGGCAGCGGCAGCGGGGUGUCAGCGAUUGUGGACUGGCGAUUGUACAUCGUACAGGAGUAUGCGGACGGAGGGCCCCUCUGGCGGUUGUACGGCAGUCAGGCGCUGUGGCCCAGCCCCGGGGCUCCGAACAUUCCUGCCGUACUCUCCCUGGCUCUGGGCAUCUCCCGAGCUGUGGCCCACCUGCACUCCAAGCGGAUCGUGCAUGGAGACCUGAACCCCAACAAUGUGCUCCUCAAGCGCGACCCCACCGACCCCUCCGGCUUCCAGAUCAAGGUCGGGGACUUUGGACUCAGCGUGUUGCUGCCUCACAACCGCUCCCACGUCAGCAACCUGCGGCUGGGCACCAUGUUCUACAUGUGUCCGGGGGUGGUCAUGAAGGCGCAAGUGGGGCCGCCGGCGGACGUCUUCUCCCUGGGUGUGCUGCUAUGGGAGCUCUACCACGGCCGCCCCGCCGGCACGCGCACCGAGCGCGGCCCCCGCUACUGCGCCAUCUUCCCCGCCUUCCCGCCCGCCUGCCCCGAGCUGUACAGCAGCCUGGCACUGCACUGCCUGCAGCGCCAACCGCAAAACCGCCCCUCCGCUGCGGAGGUUUCGGAGCGGUUAGAGCGGUUACUCGCGUCGUACUGGCCGCCUGCAGUACAACAUCAACACCAGCUGCAAUGUUCACCUGCUUCGUUUAAUCGCUACUCCGCACCGCACCCCCACAACAAUGUCGGCGCUGGGUAUCAAGGUGCACAGCAAGGGAUUGCAGCGGCAGCAGGGGCGGCAGCAGCAGCGGGGGGCCAGUGGACGUCGCCGGUGCCGACGCCUCCAGCGCCUGAGGUGCCGGGGCGGUUAGCUGUGGCGACGGUAGCGAUGUCGCUGGGUGAGGUGGGGUCGGGGUCGGAACUUGGAUCCGGAUUCCGAAGUGGGCCGGAAUCCAUGUCGGACUCUGGGUUGCAAAGGAGUGGCCCCGGGAGCGAGGAGGAGGAGGAAGAGGGCUUGCGCAAUGUGAUAUAAGAGGUGGGAAGAGAGGGAGGCAGGAGGAGGAGGAGGAGAAGAAGGAAGGCGAGGAGGAGAGGGCGGUUGGGGCGGUUGCCGGGGUGCAGGUUCAGCGACGGAUGGCGUGGGUUUGACGUAUCGGUAUGAAUGGUGCGUCGGCCUAGCUGGCUGCUGGGUAGGCAGUUGUUGGAGAGUGUUUGGAGAGUAGGAGCGACUGGGUUGUUAGCGAAUGCCCCUCCUCGACUUUCGGAGUGGCUUGUUUUUUUGUUUUACAAGCCUCAACAAACGCAUGUACGCAUUAUGUUGUGUUGUUGAGGCUUGUGAGAACCAUUGGGGCAGCAGCCUGGUGGCGUGCGGGUGUGCAAGCGCCGGUGGGGUGCUGCUGUUAUGUUGUGGUGCUGGUUGGUUGGUAGGGGCCACAGCGUCCCACCCACACUGGCGUCCGUUGGGCGUUGAUAUGUGUGUGUUUGGAGAGUAGGAGCGACUGGGUUGUUAGCGAAUGCCCCUCCUCGACUUUCGGAGUGGCUUGUUUUUUUGUUUUACAAGCCUCAACAAACGCAUGUACGCAUUAUGUUGUGUUGUUGAGGCUUGUGAGAACCAUUGGGGCAGCAGCCUGGUGGCGUGCGGGUGUGCAAGCGCCGGUGGGGUGCUGCUGUUAUGUUGUGGUGCUGGUUGGUUGGUAGGGGCCACAGCGUCCCACCCACACUGGCGUCCGUUGGGCGUUGAUAUGUGUGUGUAGUUGAGUAAAGCAAAAGCAAGCAGUUGGGAUGUUAAAAUAACUGGCGUGUGUGUGUAUGUUCGUGCGGAGGAGGCGUGAUGGCGGAGUGAGGAUCGUAAUGAGGAUCAAGAGUGCAUCAAGAGGGGAGUCAACGUGAUGUGUCCGUCCAAUGAUGUGCUGGGUGCUUGCAGGGGCGGUCAUGGGGAUCGAGGUGGGCUGUGUAGGGGAGUCACGGUGCGAUGGGUGGAGUCGUGGAGUGGGGGGUGUGAUGGGGGGUUGGUAGGAUGCACCGUAACGGAGAGGGGAAGGGAGCGGCAGGUGAGUGAGCGAGCGAGACACGUGCGCCAUGCGAACAGGACACGACCGACCGGACCAGGCGGUUAGGGAGGAAGGGUCAAAAUAGGCCGAACCAAAGGAAACCAUGAAUCAGGGAGGGAGGAAGGUGGGGGGAAGGAGAAGACGAGGGGGGAAGGCAGGUGGCACAGGAUGAGCUAACUGCCCCCUGGUUAGGAGGGAACACAAUCCAGAAGGAGGGGAACCUUCACUCUACGCGACCCAACUUGAGAAGGGCUGAGUCAUGUGAUGGAUCUGCAUGGAGUAGAAGGCCGCAUGCAGCGAAGAAGGCAGCGCCGGUCGUGUUAGCGGUAACCCGAGAGUGCAAUAGUUCGCAGGCUUGGGGUGGCCUUGAGGUGCCGGGGGGAGGUUGGUGUAGGUAUGGAGCGGGGUUUGUAGGUAUGGACUCCUGGGGCACCCAUGUGCUACAUGUGCUAUACCCCAUGGGAUGUAAUAGCCGGCAAGCUAGUACGGUACGUUGCAACCACCCGGGGGGUCCGGUGCAGGGUCGGGCUUCUUUCAAUGUUUAGAGGCAGUCGAAUUGGAGCCGUUGUGGAUUGUGCAUGGGUUAUUAUUGGAAUGUGGGUGAAGCUACGACUGUGGUGGCAUUGAUGGGAUGGCGUUUGGGUAGCUGUGUGGUUUUGUACGGUCGAUGCAUGUGUACAUUCCGCUUCCUUUAUGCGCGCACUUCCUUCGAAACCUUUUUGGGCGGAGCCCCCGCCGCGAAGCGGCUUCGGGGGGGCUUCGCCCCCCAGGAUUGCCCCUGUCCGUGUGUCCGUGUGUCCGUGUGUCCGUGUGUCCGUGUGUCCGUCCGUAACGGCAAAACAUACAAUCUAGACAAAACUAUUUAUUGCACCUAAUAGAUAUUUGUUAUCUGUAUUCAGUAAAAAUAACUGGAAGCCAAACAAACUUAAUUUCGCAACAAACGAUUUAUUGACCAG
Astrephomene gubernaculifera is the source of this 5265-nucleotide messenger RNA. Lineage: Eukaryota; Viridiplantae; Chlorophyta; Chlorophyceae; Chlamydomonadales; Astrephomenaceae. The record is from the annotation of a GenBank genome assembly.